Molecule: messenger RNA, 8231 nt
Organism: Clupea harengus (Atlantic herring)
Lineage: Eukaryota; Metazoa; Chordata; Actinopteri; Clupeiformes; Clupeidae
Gene: bicra
Product: BRD4 interacting chromatin remodeling complex associated protein
Biological process (GO): positive regulation of DNA-templated transcription
Cellular component (GO): SWI/SNF complex
Source: RefSeq, a predicted model, not a curated record
GUGAUCGGGUCCUGAAUGGGAGCCCGUGCAGGGCCGUACUGGAGACCCCGCGCUACCUGCACCUCUAUCGUCUCGGGUGAGUUUGUUACAAUGUAGCAUUUUCUCCGUAAAUAGAUAUAACUACACUAAAGAUGCAAUGUUUGCAUAUUGCAAGCUGAUUGCAAACCUCAAAUCGACCAUGUCCGAAAUGCCAACUCCAGCGUGUUUCGGAAGAGGGACAGAUUUUAACAGCGAAUUCCCAAGCAUACCCCCUUGGUCCAAGAGUAUUUCCAACAUAAACUCAUAUUUAGCUAGCAAGGAUAGACAUACGCAAUUGCCUUUUGUGCAACAAAAUGGAUAGACCUGACAGUUUUUGCUGUAUGUUAUCGUUGCACGCAAAUGAUUCUUCAAUGCCGUGUCUGUAAUGUUUUCCUAUUUUUAAUUUUAUACUCAAUACGAAUAAACCUGUAAACGAAAAAUAUAGCUAGUCGCUAAGCUAUAGCUAGCUGUAGCUGUCCGGAUUUGCUGUAAAUCGUUGCCAGGUCUCUAAACCUCUAUGAGAGAGUUGAAAAAUGCAUUGUGAAUGAAAACGUAAAUAUUUCACUAACUGCCUUGAAAUGGUACUGUUGUCAAUAGGCUAUUGGGAUGCAAUCUUUUUACGUUGUGCUGUUUGCUAUUAGCAAAGUUGAGCUUCGGCAUCGCAGGAGAAAAAGCUCAUCUAUCCAUGUCUCCAUUCAUGUGUUGACUGCUCCAGAAAUCUGUGUGCGAUCAUGUUAAAUUGUUUCAAUCGUGCCAAAUGGGAUGCCUCGAUUAAAUUUAGUUCCGCGGCAUCCUGCUGUUUAGUUUUACUAUAGUUAUUGGCGCCCCCGCCUACUUCAUGACCGUAAGGUAGGCUACCAACUCGAAAUGAUUAGCCUACCUUAUAUCAUUGAUAAUUUCUACGAAUUACAAAGCUUCGGUACGCUUACGUUAAUUCCUAUCUAACUUAGGUCUCUGGAAGUGCUUGUACGUACGCUAUUGUUUGAUUCUUUGUAUGGAAAUUCGAUUUGCGUGUGAAAACCGCGCUUUUCAUCGCUGAGAAGGCAGACUAGUCCUCAAGGUUCACAACACAACAAUUUUGCCCGCGUCUGCAAUAACAAACAUUGGAACAAUUAUCCUGGCCCUGGGAAACUAAAAUCACUUUGACAUGGAUGAUGAAGACGGCAGGUGCUUGCUAGAUGUAAUUUGUGACCCUGAAGCACUUAAUGAUUUCCUCCAUGGAUCAGAAACACUGCUGGACACUGACGACCUUUUGGAUGGCUCGAGUGACCCGUCCAGCUCGUUCUUCUCCAGCGCUGGGGGCCAUGUUUCCGAAGUCCAACCCCCCACUCAGAUAUCGGCCAGUGAACCGCCCGGGCUCCCUAGAGUCAGCGUGGACCUGGAUUUCUUGGAGGAUGACAUUUUGGGAGGAUCCCCCGGAGGGACCGGCGAGGAUGGCGGAAGUAACGGUGUUGGGUCCAAUCAUGAGCCUUGUGACAUCCUUCAGCAGAGUCUUGCCGAAGCCAACAUCACUGAGCAGAGCCUUCAGGAAGCAGAGAAUGAGCUGGACCUCAGCUCCUUUGGGCUUUCAAGUCUCACACAAGUGGUCCAGCCUCUGCCUGACCCAGCUGUUGGUGUAGGGAUUGGAGUGGGAGUUGGUGGGGCAACCCAGAUUUUUCCUGGCCCUGCCUCAGGCUCCUCUACCGGACCCACCAAUGCCACACCAGACAUGCUUGGGUCAGUACUGGCCCACCCAGGUAUUCAACUUCAACAACAAGUUAUGAAUAAGGCAAUCAGUGUCCAACCUUUCAUGCCACAAGGCCUGGGAAAUGUGACACUUCAGCCCCUCUCUAGCCUUCAGGCUCUUCCCAAUGGGAAUCAGUCAAGCCAUUUAGGCAUAGGACAGAUUCAAGUAGUUGGCCAGCCCACUGUAAUGACUAUUAAUCAGUCUGGACAGCAGAUCUUGACUAAAGCCAUGGGUGGCUACCAGUUGCAUCAGCCUGGACAGGAUGGUGCAACCGCUGGAACCCAAGCUGGCCAUGGAAGCUCUGUUUUGAGUUCUGGGGGAGGACUGUUGAUUCAAGGGGGCAAGGCCAAUAUUGGGUCUUCUGCUUUGAAUGGGCCAGCUGUAGGUGUGAGUAGUACAAACACCAACACCAGUAGUAGCACGAUGACUGCACAGAGUGGGCUUGUAGGCUUUGGACCCCAGACUCCAGCUCAAACUCAAGGUCAAAUCAUGCAAAAUGUCAUCAUCCAGAGGACACCAACACCUAUACAGCCCAAACCGACACAAGGAACCAUUCAGCCUAAACUGUUCAAACAACAGCACCAACAUCCUGUCCCCCACACAUUACAAAAUGAUGCCAGCAAAGCUGUAGGAGUACAGUCUGUUCCUGUGUCAGCUGCUCAGAAUGUGACCUUUUUGACUGGCAAGCCUGGCUCGAAUGUGGUCCUGAGCACUCAGGCCACAUCACAGGGCGGGCAGUUUCAGCAAGCUCUCUUCAAGCAACAGAACCCCCAAACAUCAGGCAAACCCCUUAGUGUCCAACUCCUCAACCAGUCUGGUAGUAUUGUCAUUCCUUCGCAGGGCCUCCUCCAGGGCCAGAAUCACCAGUUCCUCUUGCCUCAGCUGCAAGCAGGGGGACAGAUCUUAACCCAACACCCAGGAGGCAUCAUUACCAGUCAAGGGCCUGGAGGCCAGAUCAUGGCCAACCAGAUUCUGACCAACCAGAACUUCAACCUUAGCCAGGUUUUGGCAUCACAGGGUCACCCAGGUGCGCACAUCCUGUCUGGUCCCAUCCAGUUGCAGUCUGGUCAGAUGGGUCAUCAAACCCUCUUCCAGAUGCCUGUAACACUGGCGCAGACUCAAACCCAAGCACACCCUAUCACUGGACAUGCCCAGACAGUCAUCCAUCCCAUCCAGAACUCUUUGGCGAUGUUGAGCCAAGUGGACGGAGUGAGCCCAACCGUCAGUUUGCAGCCCCAUCUACAGCAGCAAGGUAGUGCUGUUGCCAACAGCAACAGUGGUGGAGCUGUUGCAAUGGCUCCGUGCCAGCCAGGGGAGAGUGUGACUGUGUUGGGCAGCACCACAGACCAAGGUACCCACCCUGCACAAGCCCAAGCGCAGCCCUCGAUCCUCACCGUGCAGACUGCUUUACCAGUCUCAGCGUCCUGCUCUGUUCCCUCCUCAUCUCCGUCCUGUACUGUGGUUACAUCUUCAGCACCCAUAGCUACUGUUUCGCUGACGGCUUCAUCGGCACAGCACAGCCCAGGAAAGGUGCUGCUCACACAGCAGGGUUCCAGCAUGAUCCUCAGCCAGGAGUCUCUCAACAUGUUCCUGCAACAGGACCAACAGCACCAGACAGACAAAGAGCCGCCUCUCCCCUCUGUGGGCGUACCUGCAUCUGUUAUCGUCAGCGGCAACUUUGCUGGUCUCACUCCCUCGGGCCAAGAUGGCCCGUUAGCUGAGCCCCUCCCGGGUCAGAGUCCCAGCCCGUCCCCGGGCCCCACCCACAUGGCAGCAGUGGUUUCAAAGGUCAACGCAGGACAACAGCAGCCACUGAAGAUCCAGACUGCGUCCCCCACCCAGCCUGUACUUGCUGCCAGUGCAGUUGCCCCUUCUAUGGCUGAUAGCCCCCAACGAUCACAGCCCUCUCCCCUCUCCAUCAGCCAGCAUAUCCAUUCUCCUCUCCCCCAGCAGUCUCAGCCUGCUCCCCAAGUUCAGACACAAACACCCACCCGUUCCUGCACCCCUUCAAAUGUACCCCAAAUGUUCAUUAUCCAUAAUCAGAUUGGAGGCUCCCCUCAUCACUCACAGCCCAUUCCUCAGAUGCUGCAGCAGCAGCAGCAGCAGCAGCAGCAGCCUCACCCUCACCAGAUACAGACACAGAUCCAAGUGCCACUACAGGUACAGACUUCUCGGCCUCCGUCCCAGCCCGCCCCAAUCCAGCCGGAGGUUCCGCCGCCUUCUUGUUCCCCCAAGCCCCAACAGGUCCACCCAGCACAGUUCCACUUUGCUCAGCAAGGGGUCACCACCGCUGCUCCUGCUGGGAUGGUUAAGCAGCAGAUCCAGAUUCCCCAGCUGCUGGGCCUGACGCCUGAACAGCAGCACAACGUGCAGUUGAUUAACUCACAGCUUCAAACGCUCUCAUCCAUCUCACAGCCUUCCCCUCAACAGAAGCAGCUUAUGGAGAAACUGCAGCAGGUCCAGCAGAGCCUCAUCCUUCAAGCCAAACAGCAGCAGCAGCAGCAGCAGCAGCAGCAGCAGCAGCAGCAACAGCAGCAGCAGCAACAGCAGCAGCAGCAGCAGACACAGGCUGCUCAGGCUCCAGUGCCUGGCCAGUUCACCAAACUGCCAGAACCACCGGCCACUCAGGUUGUUACAUCAUCUGCCAUCACCUGCCCGCCUGUCACGGUUCCAUCCUUGAUGCAGCAGAAGUCUGUGCUGGUGAAGUCUUCAGCUACAGCCUUGAGUGAUGCACAGGUAUAUUCUGGGGCAGUUGGAGCUGCCGUUAACCAGGCAAUCACGUCACAGAGCCUUACCCAACCAGUACAGGCUCAGCAGGGAGUCAUCAGUGCUAUGGGAGGGAUUCCUGUGGGGAAAGGAACACUGCAGAUUCAGGUGCUUAACCCUGCUCUGUCCCAGAUGCCUGUACCCCAACCUGCUGGUCCUGUCCUAACCCAGCAAACGUCAACUCUGAAAAUGCCUUUUAUCAUGGAACCCAGCAAGGAAGCCAGGAUGCUGGAGCAGUUGAGGAAGCAACAGGGGUCAGCGCUGCAUCCAGACUACAGCAAUCCAUUCCGCUCCUUUGAGGACAGCUUGCACAGACUCCUACCCUAUCAUCUCUACCAGGGCACGACCUCCUCUCAGCAUGACUAUCAGAAAGUGGACGGUGAGUUUGAAAGUGUCUCCUGCCAGCUUCUGAAGAGGACGCAGACCAUGCUGGAUAAAUAUCGUCACCUGUUGUUUGAGGAAUCCAAGGUAAGAUUGGGUCCCUCUGCAGAGAUGGUCAUGAUUGAUCGCAUGUUCAUUCAGGAGGAGAAGCUGGCUUUGAACCAGGACAGGAUAUUAGCAAAAGAGAGACCAGAGGAGUAUGUGGCCAACUCCUGCUUGAUGGACAGUGUCACCGUCAGUGCACAAAGGUCGGUGGCAGUUGAAGCCAGUUCAGUCAGACCAGCCCCACCAGCCGUGGGCCCUGUGCCCCCCAUCCUCAUCCCCACCCCGACUCCCACCCCCACUCCAACCCCCAGUCUGUCCUCUGCUCCAGCACCCCCUUCCAUACCCUACCCCCCGACCAAGCUGGUGAUAAAGCAUGGUGGAGGUGGGGCGUCGGUAUCCUGGUCAUCCAGCUGUAGUGCCGCUCCUGCCCCGGCGCUUCGGGUGGCCGCCGACUCGUCAGCCCCGCCUUCCUCCUUUAGUCGCACUCCGUCCGCCUCCUCCCGCCCCUCCCGCCCCACCCACGACGACGACGACGCUCUCCCCCAGCGGACUAGCAAACCCCCAAUGAAAACCUACGAGGCCCGGCAGCGAAUCGGCCUGAAGCUCAAGAUCAAGCAGGAGGCCGGCCUGACCAAGGUGGUGCACAACACUGCGCUGGACCCGGUCCACUCGCAGCCUCAGCACCACUCGCAACCGCCCACCCCUGAGAUUCAGCCGCAGUCGCAGUCGCAGCCGCAGCCGCAGCCGCCGCCGCCACAGCAGCAGCAGCAGCAGCAGCCGCCGAAAACUCAGGCUGCAUUUCCCCCCACCACUACGUCUGUCAUCAGGACUCCUGCCCCACCUCCCUCAACCUGCACCUCUUCAGCCACCUCCAGCAAUAGCACAGUCACCACGCAUUCAGGCCUCAGCCAGCGUGACGCGCCCCCUUCCUACCCCUGGUCUUCCUCAUCUUCGACAUCCUGUUCCAGCUCGCAGAUGAACGGCACGCUUGAGCACCACGAGGUGUCCGGUGUGAAGUGCAACCCCACAGCCACGUCUACUCCCUGUCGGUUACCGCUGCGGAAGACCUACCGCGAAAAUGUGAGCCCACGCAUCAGGCCGGGUGUUCCAGGGGGCGGCUGUGAGAUCGUCCCCAGUCCACAACCGGUCACGCUAAAUCCAGCCUUCCCCCUGUCUCCGUCCCCUCCCCCUCCCCCCUCGCAGUUGCGGGCCUCGCCUCAGCCCGAGCGCACGGUGAUCGCCAGCGUGAAGCUGGAGCAUCAGGGCGGCCGGGCCCAGGAGCGAAGCCGCGGUGAGGCCGGAGGCCAGGGAGUCUCCCAGGCGCUUCGCUCGCCCCCGGGCUUGGCCGAGAUGGAGGACGUGUUGUACCGCGGAAUCAAAAACGCCUACCACCGGCAUCACCGGCACCGCCUUCCCGAGCAAGUGGACGGGGAGGAGGAGCAGGUGGCGGCGGAGCGGGACGGCGAGGGGACCGUUCGGUCCAAACGGUUCGGCGGCAAAAACCGAGAGCGGCCCAGCGGAGCGUUUCGAAUGGACCAGCACGCGCCCGGCCCUCCCUCCCCCUCCGACAGCUCGUCCUUCACCAGAGACUCUUCACUUCCUGCCAAACGCUGCAAGUCGGACUCCCCAGACAUGGACAACGCCAGUUUCUCCAGCGGGAGCCCCCCGCCAGACGACUCUCUGAACGAGCACCUGCAGUGUGCCAUAGACAGCAUACUGAACCUGCAGCAGGGCCCCGCCGGCCACGCGAGCAGCAGGGGCAGCUCAGGCAGGCCCCCCGGGGCACACUUGCUUCACCACCCGCACCACACCCAACGCACUGUCACCUCGUCCUCUUCGUCUCACAGACCCUCCUCUUCCUCCGCGUCCUCGUCCUCCUCUGCGACCCAGCAGGUCGGAGGCCGAGGUCAAAACGGAAGCCUGGUGACUCAGACACACAACAGAUAACAGCACCCCACCCACCCUACAGGCGGGGUAGACUGAAUUAUAAAAAUAAACUGUUUUGAUAUUUUGAUGUUUUUUUAAGUAAGGGAAAAGAAGGGGCAAGCAUCAGUUCAGCUGUUUUUGAAAAAAAAGUUGAAAUGGAAAAAGAAUUACACUUUUUAGUGUACAAGUGUCCACGUAAGUGUACUUCAGAGAGAGAGUAAGAAGUCCACGCUCAAUAAUGGAAUCAAGAAACUAUACCCUUUUUUUUAUGACGGGUUGCAGUAAGGGGGGCUUUUAGGCCUGUUUGUAAAGCAGCUCCCACCGUUUACAGCACAAUUCAGCACAGCGAGUCUCUUCCACAAAAGAAUAGUUUUGACAGUAUCAGAGGGGUGUACAGAUUGACCCUAACCAGUGUGUCCCAGUUUCCAGCCUAAUUCUCACCAUUGUACUGUGGGUUCAUCAGUGUCGUUUAACAUAAUCACUCUUUAUUUUGAAUGGAUGAAUGUAAUGUAAAUCAAUGAAUUUUUUUUUUUUUUUGUGUGUCUACAUGGACAUGCCAUCUCUCUCAGUCCAGAGAUGAGGUGCUGACGAUCACAUGAAAGGUUGAUGGCCUGGUCCCGUCUCUAGAUCAUUUAAUGAAUUUCGCCACUGCUCGGAUUUCCAUCCUCUUUGGGAAUGUUGUGUCGUGUAAGAGCAUUUUCAGCUGUGAUCAACAGUGAGAAUAUAUUCUGAAUCGAAAUCAUUAUUUGCUCCGAGUUUCAAUCAGCUCUUCUACUCAAUGAGAUUUUCACUUGCAACAGUCCACCAUUAUUUAGUAAAUACACUUUAACUUGAAACCAUUCCAAAUUCAACCACUCAAAAGUAGACGGUGCUCACAGUGAUGAGGGGGGUUGCUCUCAUAUUUAGUUGCUGAAAAGAGGCGUUAGACUUCUAAAUUGAAUCAUGUAUCAUGCCACUUCAUCCAGGUCAGACGAUAUGAGUGAGGAACACUGCAUUGGUUUCCCAAGGAAGAACUUCAAUACAAACUGUCUCACUAAUUAGUUACUUUUUUUAGGGAUCUUAAGUUUUGCUGUGAGCACUGAAAAGGCCAUUUCUGAUAGCCCCGAGGUUGCCCCUUACAAAGAAAUAUUUCUGUGUCUGUUUCCAGAUGGUUGACGUUCAAACAGUUUAUAAACAUGGCAGAAGCAAUGACUUGGGAAGAAGAAGAACAAUAAUAAUGUAAAAAAAAUUAAAAUGUAAGAAUUUGAAGUAUAGUACUACAGAUUAAUUUUGUAUUGUAUUUAUUGUGUAUAAUGAUGCUUUUUUUUAAGAAAAGGAACUGUACAUUUAGUAAAACUGUAAAUUAAACCUGGCUUUUAUGAAAGAUAAA